This is a messenger RNA of Sorex araneus (European shrew), 15235 nucleotides long. It is a transcript of the gene ITSN1, whose product is annotated as intersectin 1. The record is from RefSeq and is a predicted model, not a curated record. Gene Ontology annotation, biological process: intracellular signal transduction; positive regulation of Rho protein signal transduction; clathrin-dependent synaptic vesicle endocytosis. Gene Ontology annotation, cellular component: cytoplasm; intracellular vesicle; presynaptic membrane. The coding region runs from base 309 to 5477 and encodes 1722 amino acids. Gene Ontology annotation, molecular function: molecular adaptor activity; calcium ion binding; protein binding. Lineage: Eukaryota; Metazoa; Chordata; Mammalia; Eulipotyphla; Soricidae. The transcript is spliced from 41 exons.
UGGUUGCUCCGUAGUACGGCGGCCCGUAAGGGAGCACCCCGAGCGGGCUCCGGGACGCGCGCGGGGAGGCGGGCGGGCUAGCGGGAGGGGAUGGUGUGCGGGGCUGCGGCUCCUGCGUCCCUCCCCGCGCCGUGCGAGCUGCACUGAUUUGUCCCCGGGGCGGCAGCGCGGACCCGCCUGGAGAUGAGGCGUGUUUCAUCCACAUGCCAGAAAUGAUCCUAGAGAUAGCCAUGACGCUGUAGAAUACUUGAGACACUUGGGUGCAUCUGUAUAAGGGCGACGAUUAGCAAGGUAAAAGUGACAGAACCAUGGCUCAGUUCCCAGCACCUUUUGGAGGCAGCCUGGACAUCUGGGCCAUCACCGUAGAGGAGAGAGCGAAGCACGAUCAGCAGUUCCACAGUUUAAAGCCAAUAUCUGGAUUUAUUACUGGUGAUCAAGCUAGAAACUUUUUUUUUCAAUCUGGGUUACCUCAGCCUGUUUUAGCACAGAUAUGGGCACUGGCCGACAUGAAUAACGACGGCAGGAUGGAUCAGGUGGAGUUCUCCAUCGCCAUGAAGCUCAUCAAGCUGAAGCUGCAGGGCUACCAGCUGCCCGCCACGCUGCCCCCCGCCAUGAAGCAGCAGCCCGUCGCUCUUCCCACCGCGCCCACGUUCGGUAUCGGUGGCAUUGCCACCAUGCCGCCGCUCACAGCCGUGGCUCCCGUGCCAAUGGGCUCCAUCCCGGUCGUGGGAAUGUCCCCACCCCUCGUCUCCUCCGUUCCUCCAGCAGCAGUGCCUCCCUUGGCCAACGGGGCGCCCCCUGUGAUCCAGCCCCUCACGGCCUUCGCUCACCCCGCAGCCACAUUGCCAAAGAGUUCUUCCUUUAGUCGGUCUGGUCCAGGGACCCAACUGAACACCAAGUUACAGAAGGCACAGUCCUUUGAUGUGGCCAGUGGCGCUCCCGGGGCAGAAUGGGCCGUCCCACAGUCAUCCAGGCUCAAGUACCGGCAGUUGUUCAACAGCCACGACAAGACCAUGAGCGGACACCUGACAGGCCCCCAAGCAAGAACUAUCCUUAUGCAAUCAAGUCUACCGCAGGCUCAGCUGGCUUCAAUAUGGAACCUCUCCGACAUCGACCAGGACGGGAAGCUCACGGCCGAAGAGUUCAUCCUGGCCAUGCACCUCAUCGACGUGGCCAUGUCGGGCCAGCCGCUGCCCCCUGCCCUGCCCCCAGAAUACAUCCCGCCUUCCUUCCGGAGAGUCCGCUCUGGCAGUGGGGUGUCGGUCGUCAGCGCCGGCUCCGUGGACCAGCGGCUGCCGGAGGAGCCUGCGCUGGAGGAUGAACAGCAGCAGCUGGAAAAGAAACUGCCGGUCACCUUCGAGGACAAGAAGCGCGAGAACUUCGAGCGCGGCAACCUGGAGCUGGAGAAGCGGCGGCAGGCGCUCCUGGAGCAGCAGCGCAAGGAGCAGGAGCGCCUGGCGCAGCUCGAGCGCCAGGAGCAGGAGCGCAAGGAGCGCGAGCGCCAGGAGCAGGAGCGCAAGCGGCAGCUGGAGCUGGAGAAGCAGCUGGAGAAGCAGCGUGAGCUGGAGCGCCAGCGCGAGGAGGAGCGGCGGCGGGAGAUGGAGCGGCGGGAGGCGGCAAAGCGAGAGCUCGAACGGCAGAGGCAGCUGGAAUGGGAGCGGAACCGAAGGCAAGAACUCUUAAAUCAAAGGAACAAAGAGCAGGAGGACAUUGUCGUGCUGAAAGCCAAGAAAAAGACGCUGGAAUUCGAACUGGAAGCUCUUAACGACAAGAAGCACCAGCUCGAAGGGAAGCUGCAGGACAUCCGGUGUCGGCUGACCACCCAAAGGCAAGACAUCGAGAGCACGAACAAGUCUCGGGAGUUGAGGAUCGCCGAGAUCACCCACCUCCAGCAGCAGUUACAGGAGUCCCAGCAGAUGCUCGGGAGACUCAUUCCGGAGAAGCAGAUACUCAACGACCAACUGAAGCAAGUCCAGCAGAACAGUCUGCACCGCGAUUCCCUCCUCACACUCAAAAGAGCACUAGAGGCCAAGGAGAUCCUCCGGCAGCAGCUGCGAGACCAGCUGGACGACGUGGAGAAGGAGACGAGAUCCAAACUCCAGGAGAUCGAUAUUUUCAACAACCAGCUGAAGGAGCUGAGGGAAAUCCACAGUAAACAGCAACUCCAGAAGCAAAAGUCCAUGGAGGCCGAGCGGCUGAGGCAGAAGGAGCAGGAGCGAAAGGUCCUCGAGUUAGAAAAGCAGAAGGAAGAAGCCCAAAGACGAGCUCAGGACCGGGACAAGCCGUGGCUGGAGCGCGUGCAGCGGGACGAGGAGCUUCCGAGGCCCAGGAAAGCUGUGGAUGAGGAGAGCCUCAAGAGGGACGAGAGCGUCCGGAAGAAGGACGGGGAGGACAAAGGUGAGCCGGAGACUCAAGACCGGCUGAGCCGCCUCUUCCACCCACAUCCUGAGCCGGCCAAGCCUGCCGUGCAGGCGCCCUGGUCCACCGCAGAGAAAGGCCCGUUGACGAUUUCCACGCAGGAGAACGUGAAAGUGGUGUACUAUCGGGCUCUGUAUCCCUUUGAGUCGAGAAGUCACGAUGAAAUCACUAUCCAGCCCGGAGACAUCGUCAUGGUUAAAGGGGAAUGGGUGGACGAGAGCCAGACUGGGGAGCCCGGAUGGCUUGGCGGAGAACUGAAAGGAAAGACAGGCUGGUUCCCCGCCAACUACGCAGAGAAAAUCCCGGAGAACGAGGUCCCCGCCCCCGCCAAGCCCGCGCCUGACCUGUCCUGCACCCUGGCCCCCAAGCUGGCUGUGCGGGAUGCCCCCACCCAGCCUGCCACCACCUCCGCAGAGCCCUCCGCCACCCCCAACAACUGGGCCGACUUCAGCUCCACGUGGCCAUCCAGCUCUGGGGACAAGCCCGAGACCGACAACUGGGACGCGUGGGCAACGCAGCCGUCCCUCACCGUGCCGAGUGCCGGCCAGCUCAGGCAGAGGUCGGCCUUCACCCCAGCCACCGCCACCGGCUCCUCGCCCUCUCCCGUGCUGGGCCAGGGUGAGAAGGUGGAGGGGCUGCAGGCGCAAGCCCUGUACCCGUGGAGGGCCAAGAAGGACAACCACCUGAACUUCAACAAGAACGACGUCAUCACCGUGCUCGAGCAGCAGGACAUGUGGUGGUUCGGGGAAGUCCAGGGCCAGAAGGGCUGGUUCCCCAAGUCUUAUGUGAAGCUCAUUUCGGGGCCCGUCAGGAAACCCACCAGCACCGACUCGGGUCCAUCGGAAAGUCCAGCCAGUCUGAAGAGAGUGUCGUCCCCCGCCACCAAAACGGCUGCUGCCGGCGGAGAUGAGUUUAUUGCCAUGUACACUUACGAGAGUUCUGAGCAAGGCGAUUUAACCUUUCAGCAAGGGGACGUGAUUCUGGUCACCAAGAAGGACGGUGACUGGUGGACAGGAGCGGUGGGCGCCAAGACCGGAGUCUUCCCUUCUAACUAUGUGAGGCUUAAGGACGCCGAGGGUGCCGGGACCUCCGGGAAAGCCGGGAGUUUGGGGAAGAAGCCGGAGAUCGCCCAGGUCAUUGCUUCCUAUGCGGCCACCGGCCCCGAGCAGCUGACGCUGGCCCCCGGGCAGCUGAUCCUGAUCCGCAGGAAGAACCCCGGCGGCUGGUGGGAGGGGGAGCUGCAGGCACGGGGGAAGAAGCGCCAGAUCGGCUGGUUCCCGGCCAACUACGUCAAACUCCUAAGCCCCGGGACCAGCAAAAUCACCCCCACAGAUCUGCCCAAGCCCGCAGCGUCCCCGGCAGUGUGCCAGGUGAUCGGCAUGUACGACUACACGGCGCAGAACGACGACGAGCUGGCCUUCAGCAAGGGGCAGCUCAUCACCGUCCUCAACAAGGAGGACCCCGACUGGUGGAAGGGCGAGGCCAACGGCCACGUGGGCCUCUUCCCGUCCAACUACGUGAAGCUGACCACGGACACGGACCCCAGCCAGCAAUGGUGCUCCGACCUCCACCUCCUGGACAUGCUGACACCCACCGAGCGGAAGCGGCAGGGCUACAUCCACGAGCUCAUCGUCACCGAGGAGAACUACGUCAACGACCUGCAGCUCGUCACGGAGAUCUUUCAGAAACCCCUGAUGGAUUCUGAGCUGCUGACAGAGAAAGAGGGUGCUAUGAUUUUUGUUAACUGGAAGGAGCUGAUUAUGUGUAAUAUCAAACUACUGAAGGCGCUGAGGGUCCGCAAGAAGAUGUCGGGGGAGAAGAUGCCCGUGAAGAUGAUCGGGGACAUCCUCACGGCCCAGCUGCCGCACAUGCAGCCCUACAUCCGCUUCUGCAGCUGCCAGCUCAACGGGGCCGCCCUCAUCCAGCAGAAGACCGACGAGGCCCCCGACUUCAAAGAGUUCGUCAAGAGACUCGCCAUGGACCCCCGCUGCAAAGGCAUGCCGCUCUCCAGCUUCAUCCUGAAGCCCAUGCAGCGCGUCACCAGAUACCCCCUCAUCAUCAAGAACAUUCUCGAGAACACCCUGGAAAACCACCCAGACCACAGCCACCUGAAGCACGCCCUGGAGAAGGCCGAAGAGCUGUGUUCCCAGGUGAACGAAGGAGUGCGGGAGAAGGAGAACUCGGACCGGCUGGAGUGGAUCCAGGCCCACGUGCAGUGUGAAGGCCUGUCGGAGCAACUUGUGUUCAAUUCAGUGACCAACUGCUUGGGGCCGCGCAAGUUCCUGCACAGCGGCAAGCUCUACAAGGCCAAGAGCAACAAGGAGCUGUACGGCUUCCUCUUCAACGACUUCCUGCUGCUCACCCAGAUCAUCAAGCCGCUGGGCUCCUCGGGCACCGACAAGGUCUUCAGCCCCAAGUCCAACCUGCAGUACAAGAUGUACAAGACGCCCAUUUUCCUCAAUGAGGUUCUGGUGAAGCUCCCCACCGACCCCUCCGGCGACGAGCCCAUCUUCCACAUCUCACACAUCGACCGGGUCUACACCCUGCGGGCAGAAAGCAUCAACGAAAGGACCGCCUGGGUGCAGAAAAUCAAGGCUGCUUCCGAACUGUACAUUGAGACGGAGAAGAAGAAGCGGGAGAAGGCGUACCUGGUUCGCUCCCAGAGGGCCACCGGCAUCGGGAGGCUGAUGGUGAACGUGGUGGAGGGGAUCGAGCUGAAGCCGUGUCGCUCUCAUGGGAAGAGCAACCCAUACUGCGAGGUGACCAUGGGCUCACAAUGCCACAUCACUAAGACCAUCCAGGACACCUUGAACCCCAAGUGGAACUCCAACUGCCAGUUCUUCAUCAGAGACCUGGAGCAGGAAGUCCUGUGUAUCACCGUAUUUGAGAGGGACCAGUUCUCUCCUGAUGAUUUUUUGGGUCGCACAGAGAUUCGCGUGGCUGACAUCAAGCGGGACCAGGGUUCCAAGGGUCCGGUCACCAAGUGUCUCCUGCUGCACGAGGUCCCCACGGGCGAGAUCGUGGUCCGCUUGGACCUGCAGCUCUUCGAGGAACCCUAGACAGCGUGGCCCCGGGCCGCCCUCCGCCAGCUUCUGGCCCGGGCAGGGAGCACAUCUAGAAAGGGGGGUGGGUCUUCCCCGGCCCUCAUUCUGUGUCCCAUGGUGCAGGGGGACGGGCCCCGCCGCAGGCUUCUAGGACAGCUUCACGACAAUCCUCUCCCCCGCCCCAGACGAGUCCAGCCCUACAUUCUUCUGAGACAGAUCUGCCUCCCGGGGUUCCCCCGCCCCCCUUCCUCGCUGCUGCUGCUCCUCCCGUGGCUUCGGGGUGGGGUCGAGCGGGAGUGAGGCUCGCGGGUCGGCUGCAGGCCCGGCUCUCUUUAUGUAAAAUAGAUUUAUAAAUGUCGUGACUUUUUUUUUUUUUUUUUGGAGAACUCACGUUCCCCUCUGAUGUCUUACCUCUACUGGUCCCUCCAGGUCGGCCCCUGGCCUGUGCUGCCUUGUGCGUGGCAGGGCGUGGAGGGUGUUUCGGAAACUCUAACCCUGGUAUCAUCUUCGCUCCCCCUCAUCUCCAUCUCCUUCCCCUAUGGGAGCUUGGCUGUGCCACCCCCCCCCCACCCCCCAAGCGGCUGAGCUGGGCAGAGGCUCUCCUGGCGGGCCUCUUGGAGGAGGUGUGUGGCCAGUCAUUCUAGAGCAUACCGCAUCCUUUCCAGGGUGCUGUCAUGGAAACCCAUUACUGAUUCCCACCUGGAGCGCUGGCAGGUGGCGAAGGAAACGUGUUCUCCACUUAGUCGCGCUCUGAUGGGGGCUGGUACCAUUCAAAGUGCCCAGCGGGCUCCUUGAGCACUGGCCAGCUCCCAGUGUCCAGUAUAGCUGGGCGACCCUCCUGGGCCUGAGAUCCGGGGCACAGGUGCCUGACGAGGGUCGAGAAGGGUGACGAGCUCUGAGUUGGAGUGUGCCGAGUCCUGAUACUGUCCCGGUGACCUCAGCAGCUGUCCUUGGGGUGCCCCUACCAGAAGGAUUCCCCUGUGGUGUAGAAUGCAAGAGGUGACAAUCUGGAGGCGGGUGGGGGUGCAUUGCCCCGUUGGGGGUCUGGCCCUCUUCUCUGCACCCCUGCACUGCCCGCAGCCAACUUCUCGGUCCUGGAGCCCGGGUGUGGGCGGUCAGAGCUAGCCAAGUUGUUGGGUUGCGGUGGUCUGCCUUUGUGGCCGGGGAGGCGGGUUCCGUAGACCACCAGGCUGUGGCUAAUGGGCAGGGUGGGCUGACUUCAGGCCCCCUGGGAAGGUUCUCAUCCCAUCAGUGUUCUGUGGUGUGGAUUGUGAUUUGCAUGUUCUCGUGGGCCGGUCCGUGUGCUCUGGGGCUGGACUCUGGGCUGUCAGGGGGUGAGGGUGUGAGGGUGGGGUGCUUGCUGGGUGCCCCGAGGAGGCUCUUGGCGAGGAAUUGGCUGCCGAGAGUCCCCGUGGCCCACUGAGACUCCUGCCCUAUUCCGGGCCACUUUCCGAUGGCGAGAGUUUACACGUCAGACUUCGAAGAAAACACUUUAUAAUUUAUUUAUGGGAAAUAGCAUAGACUUUUGUAUCCAGAGCCCCCACAUGUAUUUUUCGGGAAACCAGCAGACUCUACCUUAGAGUUAGAAACUUUCAGCCUUUCUCGGCCGACUCGGAUGGGCAACCUGGUGUCUUGCUUCCUCGGGAAAGCAGAGCUGUCAUCCCGGCCAUGUCUGUUGUUCAGUUUUUUGUUUUGUUUUGUUUUGUUUUAUGAGCUUGUGAAGACGCUUUGUAAGGCAAAUCUCUGAGUGCCCAUAGUGCUCGGGCACUCUUCCUCCUCGAACCAGUGCAGACCACCCUGGGUGCUGUGGAAGGAUACUGACCUAGUGGGGGACAAGGAGCAAAAAGCGUGUGGGGUCCUCCCCCUCCUUUCUAUUCUUUCCUUUUCCUUCCUCUCGGUUCUCGGUGCAUGGUGCUCUGGGGCAUCUGUUCACAGCUGCACACACCGGUAUCAUUGGAUAAACCUUUGCCCCGUCACUCAGAGAACCCCAUUCUUGUCCUCCGCAAUUGCACGAGAAAGCAAUAUGUCUCUUUGAUCCAAUGACUAAACCGAGUGCCCCAGGAAUGCCCCCGUGGGGUAGUGACUCUGGGUUUGUGCAAUGUCCUUGUCCCCACGGGUCUUGAUUUGUCCCACGCCCCAUUGUAUCAAGGAAGGAGAUCAGCUUCACUCUCUCUCUCCCUUUGUCUCGCCUUGAGUACGUUGGGGUGGAAUGUCGGACCGCCCUCUGACCUCUCCUCCUUCACUCCUGCCUUUGAGUGACAUUCACAGAGAUUAAAUGCUCCUUGCCAGGGCCCUAGAACUAGUAUCAGGGGUACGGCGCCUUGCAGGGCAGCUGACCCGCUUCCAUUCCUGGCACCCCCCUACAGUUCCCUGCACCCCAGAAGGAGUUGAUCCCUGAGUCCUACCAAGUAUUGCUCCCAAACAAACAAAAUGACAUCCCUCAUCUAUAAGCAAUCAGCUUUCCAGCUCUUGGCUUCGUAAGGUGGGCUCUGCAGACCCACCGGGCGUUCAGAGCCCGGGGCUCCCGAUGCCCCGCUGAGUUUCCCUCGUUUCUGAGCCAUCCUCACCCCCUUCUCGCGCCGCCAGGUCUCUGCUCAGGGGACUGUGCCUUGAAGCCAGGAGCCCUGCACCUGGGGCUGUGGGUCGACCAGCACUCCGUGGGCACCAGGGGUCCCAAGAUGCCUUCCCAGACAGCAUCUGCGGGUCACAUCCUGGCUGGCCUGAUGUGACAAGAGGGCCGGGUAGGAGUCAUGGAUUCCCCCAGGUUCAGUAGCACCGAAGUUAAGUGGCGGGGUUUGUGGGGGGGGAUCCCCAUCAGAAAACGGGUUUGUUGACCAGUCUCAUUGAUCUUGGUGACCUUGUGCCAGAGCACUGGGUGCCUCUGGAUUGUGGCUGGAGCACUCGAGCUCUCUGGGUGCCGAGCCUCUGAGGACAGAUGGCAGUGGGCCUUGCUCCCCGAGGCUGGAGGAGUCGCCGUGUCUCUGGGAGGUGACUGGUGCCAGCCUGGAGCCACCUACCAUACGGAGGACGGAGUGGGGGUGUUUCCAGACCCCACCCAGCUGGGGUGACCAGAGGGCCUGACUGAGGUGCUUUUGUUUUUCACAGAAAGGCAGAGACCCUAGGGGACAAGAGGAAUCCGCCUCUCACUCAAGGGAGAUCUUCCGCUCUCAGUUUGGUCAGUUUUCAUUCAGAGAAGGUGUGUUUUGUGUGUGCAGCCGUUUAAAGGAAUAUCCAGGGCUGGAGAGAGAUUCUGUGGGUUAGAGUGUACGAGUGCGUGCAGGACACCUGGGGUGACCCCUGGCACCACAUGGUUCCCUGGAGCUUCAGGGAGCCCCGAGCAUCAGGCUGGCUGGGUGAGACCCCCGAUAGCUCUGAGCUGGGAGUAGCCCCUGAGCAGGCCCGGGUGUGACCCCAAAUAAGACAUGACAGAAAUCACCUCCAUGGCAGACAACAAUGAUUUACUUUGUUUUAUUUGUUAUUGCUAUUUUUCGCCUUUUUGGGUCACACGCAGCAAUACUCCGGGCUUACUCCUGGCUCUGCACUCAGGAAUCACUCCUGGCAGUGCUCAGGGGACCGUAUGGGAUGCUGGGGAUCGAACCUGGGUCGCAAGGCAAAUGCCCUCCCCGCUGUGCUAUAUCAUUCAGGCUCCCAGAGACUUACUUUGGGUUUGGUUUGCGUUCGCUGAUGUUGUUUCAGAUGCUUCCUCUGGGGGCUCCAGGAGCUUGGCAGCGGCUCGCUCAGGCUGACCAGCGUCUGGCGGGCAGGAGCAUAAUCAGUGAAUACAGAGGCUGGGAGGCAGUUCAGCCCUCAGCUGCUGGGCUCUGAGCUGCCUCCAAAGGAUUUGGGGGAAAAAAUUUAGCAUCAGGUGCUGCCUGAUGUUUCUGGAGGUGAGUUUCAUCUCACCUCCAGAAAUAGCCCAGGUUGGCUGCCAAGAUUCACCUGGCAGUGCCCUGGGGCCGACGGUUUGUGGAGGCUGCGGUGUGGUGCCGAGAUGGUCAGCAUGGCCAUUGGAGGAAAGUUCUAGCAUUGCUGGUGCUUGCUGACUCUGCUAGCCUGGGAGCUUUAAGGGCCCGACUCUGUCCUUGAGAGUCAGGACACCCGCUUCACGGGCACGCCACCCUGUCUUCUCUGGUGGAAACUGGAAUGCCAGCAGCUGAGGUACCUGGAAGGCUUGUCUCUGGGGUGGUGGUGUCUCGAGGCUGUCACAGCCUGACUGUAGGCCUGAUGUUUUAGUUAUUCAGUAACUUCCAGUGUCAAACAUUCAAUCUCCCCGAGAUGUGUCCAAUCUCAAGCACUUCCUCCGUGAAACGGAGGCCUCUUGGGGCCAGAGAGAUCAUCGUUCAGGGCUGAAGGCAUUUGCCUUGCACAUGGCUGACCCUGGUUAAGACCCCUGAGCCCUGCCAGGAGUUAUCCCUGAGCUCCAGAGCCAGGAGUCAGCCCUGAGCACUGCCGGGUGUGACCCGAAAUCCCCUUAAAAAGAGUCCCUGAAUGCUGGUUACAUCCGAGUCGGAGACUUUCCCCCGAUAUCCCGUAUGGAUGGCUGUCGUAUUUGGGGUACCCUGCCCCCUCUCGGAUGUUCCGAGAGCUGUGUGCUGAAAGGACUCUAUCCCACUUCCUAGACCAGCCUAUGUUGUUCCCAUCACCUUGAUAAGCAUAAACAUUUUAGUAUCCAAAGCCCACCAGGCAAAACUGUUCGCACGUGGGCUCCACUGAAAACCAGAGAGGUUCUCUGAUGUUUACGGAGAACCCGCCGCUAACCAGGGUUUCUUUCUAUGCUGUGCUAGCCAUGCGAAGCUGUCUUCCAGGAGCCCCGGCUCUCCACGCCUUUCAUUGUAAAGGAUCAUGUUCCGUAGGGUAGUGUUUCGAAAACCGUGUUCCUCGGCACCUUCCCCGUCACCCGCAAAUGCCUUUCCGAGAACAGUUUUCCCUGAGAGAAGGGGAUCAUGAGCCCAGACAGGGCGUGGUGCUUUGCAGUCCCAACGGGCGCCACUAGAAGGCGAUUCUCCCGGGUGGAACCACUUAAGAGUCGCUCGUGGAUCCUUCCCAGGCUGCUAGCGCCACCUACCGGCUUCCUGUGGCAUUGCCGUGCAGGCUUCGGAGAACGUGGCGGUGGGCAGGAAAGAGGGUGAGGGGAGGGCGUGGACCCGAAUCAUGGGCAUCUGUGGACAUUUGGCUUUUCCCUCUUGUGGGAGUGGGGCCUGUACUUCCUGUGUAUUCCACGAUACAUUCGUGGCAGCCCUUAAGGCCCCCUACGUGCCCAUCUCCAGCUGAGGAGGUGCCCUCUCCCUAGGAAGGUUCUAGAAGCUGGGGUCCUAGUUCCCACACCCUGGAGGCCGCCCUGACCACGCUGUGUGUGCAGGCAGGUCCUGAGGCAGGUGGGGAUCCAGCUUGGGUCCCCUGGAAGGUGGGAGAAGUGGGCCUGAGCAUUUACUUUGAUGAUACAGCAGACCCCAGCAGCCUGGCCUGAGUCCAGAGGGACACCUGUGGUCACUGUUUGGGGCUCCCUGGUCCACCUGGCAGCUCCGAGCCCAGGAGCCCUUCCCUGGAGCCUGAGCACUGGCAAUAGAGCCCUUCCUUUCCUCUCCUGCGGGUGGAGAGAGCUAUGCCAGCCCCUGCUACCAAGUCACCGUCCAGGAAGUGGAGUUGAAUCCGGGUGCCUCAUGCUGCCCAGGUGAAAGGUGCUCCGGGCCACUGAGUCCCUCCAGGCUGGGCCAGUUGGACAUCUACAGGUCCAGCUAAUAGGGUGAAACUAGUGGCCAGGGAGGAGGCCAGUAGUUGGAGAUCUCAGCUCCUAGAGCCAGGCGAUCAUGGACUCAUGUGCCCAAUUUUUAGUGUGCUUAGUAUUUGCUUCCGUGAGAUUGCACAGGGCAGAACUCCCCAAAACUUUUGUGGUUCUGCUGGCACCUUGCAAACCAAUCUAAGUUACACACACACACACACACACACACACACACACACAGAGCAAUAAUCCUUUCGACCUUUCCUGAUUCUCUCCGGGGCUAUCAAGUUUACCGAGCAGAGUGGAGCUAAAGUCACAAAUUCACCUCGCAUGCAACCCGACCCCAGGGCUUGGAAAGACGUAGUGGUUUUUCUCUGGAUUUCAAAAAGUGCUUUCUAGACGCUUUUUUCUAGAAGAUGAUGGUGUCAGCAUCUAUUCUCAUGAGUGAGUGUGUUGAGGUCCACUUGACAAAAUCAACUUCCUUCGUCGGUGACCUGCUCAGCACUCACUCUGUCACGGACACAGAAGCUAUUCUAGCAAGAUCUUGGCUAGUGGAAUUUCUUUUCUUUUCCUUUUUAAAAAUUAUAACACCGUGACUUACCAAGUUGUUCACAACACGGUUAUUUCAGGCAUCCAGUGUUCCACCACCAGUCCCACUGCUAGUGUACCCUCCCCCCACCAAGGCCUUCAGUUUCCUACCCACCACCCCAGACUGCCCCCUUCCAGCCACAAGCAAAUUAACUGCAUAUUGUUUGUUACAACACAAAGGCAAAUGGGGGGGGGGGCUGGAGUGAUAGCUCAGCCGGUAAGGCGUUUGCCUUGCACGCAGCGAACCCAGGUUUGAUUCCCAGCAUCCCAUAUGGUCCCCUGAGCACUGCCAGGAGUAAUUCCUGAGUGCAUGAACCAGGAAUAACUCCUAUGCAUUGCCAGGUGUGACCCAAAAAGAAAAAAAAAACAAAGGCAAAUGGGAUUAUCAAGACUUAGACCACUGAGUCAAUUUGUGAUCAUUGUUACAUCUCAGGAUGAUGUCACUGAAGCCAGUGUCUGAGGCUCUGCCGUGCUGGCUGGGGCUAGCCGCGCCUUCUGUGGUAUUGUUUAGUCUCACUGGGCUUGGUGGGCAUCUAUGCAACUUCCCCAUCAGAUUUGUCUUGCUCCUACUGGGCUGACAGUACUAGGAAAUUUUGAGGUGCCAUAUGUGUCUGCGAGAUCAGGAGCUAUAUAGGUCUGGAACAAUUUGAUGUCUUGGCAGUUGGAUGAAGUUUAGUUGGGGGGCUGGGCCUUUUCUUGGUUGGAGGGUGUUGGGUACAGCUGUGGGCUACUGGCCCUUCAGGCAGAAAGAGGAAUCUGCCCAUCCCCCUUCCCAGGAGGUCCCUGAGUUUUCAGCCUGGACCAGUCUACCUGGGAAGAUUUGACAGUAUCAUGUUCUUUUGGAGCCGUGGUGUCGGGCCAGUUCUUUACUGGCAAGAUGGCCUAAAAUUUAAUUUUUAUUCAUGAAAUUAGAAAACAUACAUUACCAGUGGCCCAAGUGUCUUUGAACUGUGAUGCCAACUUCAGAUCUUUUCUGCUAAUAUCUGUACCCACCUGGGUCCCCCUGCCCUGACCACAGUUUCCCUGGAGUAGAGAGAGAAACUGGCAACCACUCAUGUUGGGUAGCCUUGCAUUGUUUGCUUUGCAAUCUCACACCUGUAGGUGGCCACCCGCAUAUGUAAAUACACGUAUGCAGAUGAGAGUCUAUGACAAAAAUACCCUGUAUUGGGCCAGCGAGAUAAUACAGGAUUAAGGUGGUUGCCUUGCAUGUACCCGACCGGGUUCAAAUCCCUGGCAUCACUCAUGGGUCCUUUCUGAGCACAGAGCUAAGAGUACCCUCAUAGCACAGCCAGAUGUGGUCCCCCAGCUCCCACCCCAAAUGACUGAAGCCAAUCAUUUCUCAGCUUCAGGUUCUUUGCAUUUUAUAUGGUUUCAGCUAAGAAAAAAAAAAUGCAGACAUUCACUACAUAAAAUGAAAAAAAAAAGUCGUGCGCCUUUACACAGCGUCUCACAAAAAUCUCUGCCGGGCGCAUCUCUGGAUGUCUGUGACUGCCUGUACACGUGGUAUGCAAGAGUUGCAUAAACUAACCCAGACUUUGUAGUCAAAACUAUUUAACUUGCUAUUGUAAAGUGUGAUUUGUCAUUUGAGAGAUUAUUUUUCUGUAUGUAUAUGAGAGUAUUUUAGGAAUCUAAGUGCAUAAACUUAUAGAAAAAAAAAUUAAAAACACCUAUUCUAGGAGUAGCCAUGCUUAAUCAGGUCGUGAGUUCAUCCCCACAGAAUAUCUUCCAUUAAAACAAACAAAACUCUAGGCAGCGGAUGUUAGAAAUUCAAAUAUGUCUCGUUCUUUCGGGGCGAAAAAUAGGAUGCUUUUGAAUGAGCCGGUGUGAAGCAGCUGGCCCUGAAGGCUGGGUGGGUCGGGAUGAGACAGUCCAUCAGGUUUGUGUGUGGCAGAAACUUCCACAGGUGGGGAGUGGGGGCUGAGACAGUUGCUCUUCUGAAUGUGGGCAGGAGGCCACCCCGCCUCCGGUGUGUGUGGGGGCGUCUCUCUUUUGCCUGUUUCUCUCUGGGUGGGUAUGGCUUAUUCCUCUGUAUUUGCCUCUUUGGGGAAAGUUUCUGGGUUUCUUCCCCAUUGCACAGCUUGGGUGCAGGGUGUGUGGUUGAAGGAUGAAGUUUGGCAUUUCUGGGUUAAGUUGAUCCUUAAUCUGGAGAUUCGGGUCCCCAAGGGAGGAGACCUCCUGGGCCCUUCCAGGAAAGUGUUGGUUCCAUUGGACCUGGCCUUCCGUGUUCCAUAAAUGUCCCUGCAGGCCUCCUGGGGGAGGGCUGGGAGGCGAACAAUCCCGCCUUACUCCAUGCCCGGACCCAAAGGCCCCUGGAAAUCACUUCAGGAAGUGGCGGCCCUGGAAAUGAUGCCAGGGAGAGAUGAGCCAGCUCCUGGAGGGAGAGGGGUGGUGUCUCUGGAGCAGCGUGUGUGGACACGAGGACCAAUGGCUUGAGUGGACCUAAGGGAUUUCCGCAUAUCUUUCAGCAAGGCUGUCCUUCUGUCCCAGCUGGCAGGGCCAGCAUUGGCCCUGGCUAGAUCCAAGGGGCUCCCAGGGUCUCUGGAGUUCUUGGUGGGGCCCAAGGCUGGGAUUGCUCUCUAGAAGCUUCCUGCCAUCUCUCGAGUCCCACAGGUGACCUGUCCCACGAGGAGGGGUCGCUGUGUGCUGUGACUGACUUAGUCUUCCACCGGGAAGCCUUUCCGAGGUCUCCUGUCUCCUUGAGCCCGGGCAGGCAUUUCAGAACUGCACGAGACCCCUGUCUGUUCCGAGCACUGUGCCCUCCCGGCUGGGGUAGCAGAAGGGUUGUGAGAGGGACCGGGCCAGCUAGUCACCUACCCCCCUGGGCCCACGGAGCUCUGAAGCUCAGAGACUAGAAGCACCGGGAGGCCCCAUUUGCCUUUGCCUAUUUGGAAAAGAAGGUGCCGGUGUUGACACGGGUCACCUGUGUUUCCGGUGACAAGCGGGGCUCAUCUGCUGUCACGAGCUUCCCCCCACAGCUCUGCCCAGAGAUGGGCGUCAGCCCCUUGCCCCUGGCGCCCCGUUGACUGUAAUAUACUUCUGUUGCCAAAAUAAAAGUACUGUUCAAUUUUCCAUCGAAGGGAGACCAUGUUGUCCGAUAUGUAAUGUCAAUGGAGUUCUGAAGAUAACUAGACACUAUUAUCCAUUGUAGAAUUUUGUAUAUGUCUAAGGUUUGACGAAGCAGAGCCCGAACACUGUUUCUCUAUUUGUUUAAAAGGAGCUGGGGUUGGUUUUGCUGUUUGAGUGUCCCUUUGGCACCUUAUCAUGUGUAAAACGUUCAAUUCUGUCAGUUCAGAUUAUGGUAACUGGUUUUGUUUGAAUUCCUCUAAGCCAGUAGCAACAUCACUACAAAUUGCUGUUCCUGUAUAUCUUGAACCUGAAAAAGAACAAUCUCUUUGACAACUCUUUGGUCAUUUUGACCUGUACGGUUUAAUUUCACAUAGUUCAUGAAUAAAAUGAGAAAAGCCGA